This is a messenger RNA of Sarcophilus harrisii (Tasmanian devil), 5038 nucleotides long. RefSeq names its product ITPR interacting domain containing 1 (gene ITPRID1). NCBI's taxonomy places the organism in Eukaryota, Metazoa, Chordata, Mammalia, Dasyuromorphia, Dasyuridae. The transcript has 16 exons. Gene Ontology annotation, molecular function: signaling receptor binding. Bases 444 to 3695 code for a protein of 1083 amino acids. The record is from RefSeq and is a predicted model, not a curated record.
AAGGUCAGGAUCCUCUGGGCUUGGGGCAUUUUUUUUUUUUCUUUUCACUUCCUCUCAUUGGUUACUUCAGUGGCUACUUCCUUUUCUGUGGAUAGAAAGGAAAAUAAAUAUCCAACUUCCUGGGAUCUGGAAGCCUCCUCCUUGGCAAGUGGAUCCCCUUGGCCCUCCAUGACUGUUCUGUGGAUGAGCCCAGAAGCUGCAGAGAGCUGAAGUCCUUAUAACCCGAACUUCUCAUCUUUAAUUCAGACAGACACCAAACAGAGGCAGGAGCCUCCAGCCAACCUGGGAUCCCUUUUGUAUGAAGCUUCCUUGCCCAAGGUUAACGACAUAAGGACCCUGGACAGAGAUUAUCUGCAGAUGUCAACCAGCCUCACCUCUCAUUGUAAUCUGCCCUGGUUCUCACUAGCUCUGGAUCUCGGCGACCCAUAAGCCCAGGGCUCCAGAUGGCAGAAGAGUCCAGUGGCCUGGGGACAUCCCACAGCCUGGAGAAGAAGAAGAUCUUGCGCUCCACUAAGACAGCCUGGCUGCCCCUGGACGAGCAGCAGCCUCUACCUCCCAGGGAGGGAAGCGGGGAUUCUCCCAUCCCAGAACUAGAGAAUUCUAGACAAGAAAGUAUCCAGCAGUGGUUGGACUCUGGGUUCUUUCUCACAACACAUGAAAACUUGCAGCAAGCCAUUGACCAAACAGAUUCUUUGAAUAAACAAGGAGUGGUUUCAGAGGCAGUGAAGGACUACAUGAGAUCCUUACAACAGGUUUCCGAAGCUCCAGCGCUGUCCAGAGGGACCAGUUUCAACUCCUUCCCUUCUGUAUCGAGUAUCCCCAAAAGCAUUUCGGAAUGGCUGGAAUUCUGGCAAAAGGAUCCAGUGGAGAUCCUCCUCGAUCUGGGGUUUGGGGCUGAGGAGCCAGACAUCUGCACCAAGAUUCCAUCUCGCUUCCUCGGGGGCAGCUCCGCGGCAAAAGGCAUCAACAUCCGGGUGUUCCUGGAGGCUCACAAACAGCGGAUGGAUCUUGAGAUCCCCAACUUGUACGGACGAUUCCGACAACUGGAAGUGCUGGACCAUGUGACGAAUGCCUUCUCCUCUCUGCUGAACGAUGUCAACAGCCUGCAGAGGGAAGGGAAGGAGCAAAGGCAGCCAGGGCCGCCAGAGCCGUCCCAGGUGCCCGAGGCCAAGGGCCGGCGGAGAAGGAUUGGACAACUCUUGAGGAAAGCCUCAAAGUGGACCAUGAAAGGGGACGGCCCACAGAGGCAAGCCGGGUUCCUGGGGGGGGAGGAGGACCUUCCUCCCGCUCCCGGGGAGCCAGACCAAAGUCCCUCUCUCCAGGACGGCAGGAUGGACUUUGCUGGCGGCAGCCACCCACGUCCUUCGACAGAACAGCGGCCGCCCCUGGCCAGCGAUAAGCCGGUGUCCCAUGAAGCUUUGCCAUCUGUUCCGGGCAAGCCGCGGCCCUCUCUCUGGGGGAUGUCCCCGAAGCAGCCGCCCCUUCCCUGUGCCCCAGAGGGGUCACCCAGAGACCGAGGCAUCCAGGAGAAAGGCCCGCUGCUGUCCCACAGACUCAGGCAGGUGGUGCACAUGGACAGGAAGCCGCCGGACUCCUUUGAAAUGGAAGAGGUACAGAGCUUUGAGGAAGAACCUGGAAAUCUACUGGAGGUGACCUUGGGCACAGUGGGGGCCGGGGUGACGAGAACCAGCAGCUGCCAGUCCGACAGCAGCGGCUUCUUGGAGGAACCUUCUGAGCCCCUUCCUCUACAGACCAGCCAGGGCCUUAGCAGUGGAACUCAAGGAGCCGAGAGUCCCUCCCUGGGAUCCCCCCAGCAGCACCCACAAGAACCGACUGAAGGUGCUGCCCAAGGCAUGCUGAGUUUGCCCAUUCUGAACCGAGGCCAGAGCGAUCGGGAACAAGAGAUAUUUGCCUCUGUGAAAGAGGAGGAUUCUCGAUCAGCAGAACAGUCAAGCCAGGAGGGACCCCUCAAGGACACCCCCACUGGGGAAGGACUGAAUUUGCCUCCAAGUUCUCAUAGUAGCUGUGAGGUUGAAGGAGACGCCAUCACUUCCAAGUGUGACUAUCCUGGAGGAUUUAUGGUAGCCUGUGUAAUAGAUGUCCAGACAGACAGCCCACAGGCAGAAGAGCCUGAAGAAGUGUUCAUGGAAAGGUCUCCAAGCAUCAUGGGUGAUAAAGGUGGAUCAGUUCGUAUGGAUAACUGUCCAUCUGGAUCGGAGGUCCCGGGAGAUGGGCAGGCCGGCCAAUGGGACCUUGACGUUAGCAGGUUGGGAUCCCCCUUAGAAAAUGGGAUGUUGACUGCACCAAGGCAGGGACCAGCCACACAGAGUCAAGUCAUUCCUCCAUCAGGUGGCCUUAAUGAGGUUUCUGAAACCUAUGAAUCCAACUCGGACGUUGUAAGUGGAUGUAGACGUGGGAGUAGCCCAGGGCUCGAGGCUUCAGGGAAGGUAAGCACGAGGCACCCGAUCCCGGAGGCCGAAACAAACCCCGGGGCUUUCCGGUCUGUGACGAUCCAGAUGUCGUCCAAGCUGGUGGCUGGCAUCCACAGCACCGCGGCAGGGGAAGGUCCCAGAGAGAACCCGGGAGAUCCUCUUCUUAGACCUUCAGAAUUCUCCAGGAGCGAGGCUUUCCUCACAGCGGGACCAAGAAGAGGAGCCAGAGAAAGGCAGACCAAAGAAGCUUCAGUUCAAACAGUAAAACGCAAACCGGGAUCGCAGAGUGUGGGGCCUGCCUCGAGCUGCGGCUCAGCCACACGUAGGCAGCAUCAUCUCACCCAUUCUGUCUCCCUCGACAGCGGGAUGCUAGGGAGUCAUCAGCCAGCCUCCGCCUCAAAGCCGGCGGUCCCCGGUCUCCAGUGCAAGCAUGGCGAGGGCUGCUGCUGUCACUGUCACUGCUGCUGCUGCUGCUGCUGCUGCUGCUGCCGACAACAUCCCCGGCCCUGGGCCUGGCAGCCCCCGGGCACGGCUUCCUGCUCGUACUGCCACCUCCAGGCCCAGCUCUCCAGGACCGUGAGGAUCCUCCAGGAGGCCGUGAUGAGAGGGAUCUCUCCAAGCACUGUACAGGACAUGGAGAUCUGGAGAACAGUAUGUCAGAGUUUCCGGGAGCACUCAGAGGAGAUCGGACAUCACCUCAUGAAGCAACAAGCACAUGCCUUCAGUGAUAUGUCAGAGGAAGGGAGGGAGGAGAUGAGGCAGCUCCACACUUUACGUCAAGACCUGCACCAACAGGUAGCGGAGCUGGAGUUCCAGCUCAGUGACCGAGUUCGGCAGAUUCAAGAGGGGAUGCUCCUGUUUGACCAGCUUUUAGAAGAACAAUCCCAGCUCUGUUCAGAACUGGGCCUCUCUGACUGGGGAGAAGGAAACGAGCCAACUUUCCAUGCUGACUCAGACAUUCACAAAACUGUGUCUCCCAGGGCUCCUAGUCCUGUCAUCAAAGGUCAAGGGUCUCUUCUCCCAGAAGAGACCAGGGCAUGUGCCCUCACUUGCUCUUCCCCAGAAAGCAGCCCAGAGAUGGCCCUCCAACCCCCAGCAUUAGCAGAGCAAGACCCUUCAGCAGCUUCCUGGGAUCAGCAUGUGAAUAGUGAAGAGAAAACGGGCUCCAGCCAGAGCCGAAUGGACCUCAAAGGCUUUUUUGGCAAACUAAAGAAGACUUUCAAGAGUUCUUUUGGCAACGAACCAGCCGAUGGACAAAAUUGAUGGAACGACAGAGGAGACAAAAACAGAUGAUGUGUUUGCUGUUGGACAAGCCUCCCCCUCCACAUCAGUUCUGAGAUUCCCCUCCAUUUAUAGAGAUGGUGGGAAGCUGGUAACAUUGCCUUGGGGAAAGUCUUUCCUCUUUCGCCCCCAGGAUCCACUUGAAAAUAGAUUGUUUUUUAAAAAUACUGUUAUUUAGUGGGAUGGGAGUGGGGAUGAUCAUAUUUUUCUAAGAUCAACUGACUUUACUUUCAACCUAUGCAGCUAGAAAUGAUUAAUAAUAAAUACAAUGGAACUCUUUAAACCUGCAUUUCCCUUAAUACACGCAGGUCUUGUACCUCCUGCCUCCAGCUAAUCAUUAAGAUUAACAGAUAUGUACCUAGUGACUUAAAGUUUGCAAAGAGCUUAAGAAAUAUUAUCUCUUUUAAGCUUCACAAUAACUUUGCCAAGCAUGAAGUACAAGAGUGAUUAGCUCCUUUUCAUGGAAGAAGAAACUGAGAAGGAGAGAGGUUGAGUGAUUAACCACAAUUAAAAAUGAUCAAAGGUGGGAUCUGAAGCCAGUCUUCCUCUAACUCGAAGACCAGUACAUUAACCACUACCCACCAUUGCUCAGGUAGAUGGACCUCAAGUCAAUCCCUAUUUCCAGAGUAAGGAGGACCCAUAACCAAUUAGAUUCCCAACUUUUCCUUCAGAAGCUCAGACAAGGAAAGAAUUAUGUGUUUAGUGGGUAUGAAGGAAUGUGGAUGAUGAUGCAGCCAAGAAAAAAGGGGAAUUAGAAAGAACAAGGAAAGAAAAGAGUCACUGAAGUUAAGGAAGAGAAGUAUCCAAAAUGGAAGGGUCAUCAACAGUGAUCCUGGAGAACUAGGACAGAGAAGAGUCACAGCAGCUAAGGAAGGAGAGUGUGUCCAAGAUAAAAGGAUGAUCAAUAGUGAUGGAAGCUAUUCAGAGAGCAAGACUGAAGAAGAGAUUACUGGUGACCUUAGAGAGAACAGUUCCAGUUGAGUGGCAGGAACUGAAGAUAGAUUGUAUGGGUUAAGAAGUGAAUGGGAGGCCAGAGAGAGGUGUCAGUGACUUUGGAGAAAAUAGACAACUCUUUUUCCCCUCGAGUUUUAUCUAGUAAAGGGAGGAUGGCUAUAGAAUAAUAUCUUGAAGGAUUGGCAGGUUUAAAAAAAGAUUUCAAAAGCUGUGGACCGAUAGCUCAGAAUAUGCACAAUCACCAGGGGAGGAGACAAUGGAUAAAAAGAAGUUAAAAUGAAGGAUAUAGAGGAAAUGAAAAACUAGAGAAAUCAGGAGAGGAUAGGAAGAAAGAGCUGGUAGAGGGGGUAGUUUUGACAAGAAGAGAAAUG